UAUAUAGCAGAUACAGGAAUAUCAUAUAUAGAACAAGAAGACAGAGAGUCGGAAGAUUAUGGGAGCUGUGACCACCUGGAACGCCAUGGAAGUGGCAGAGGAAGCUCGAGAAAACCCGAAACUUAGCUCGGACAUUCAGUCUUCUUCUCUCACCGUCGACCACACUCUCUCUCUCCCUGACAUGAAGCCUCGCCUCAUAGAUUUGUGCAAGGAUCUGUUCAAUAAAUGGUCGAAAUUGGACGGUUCUCACUUUUCAGUGGAGACUGUAUCCGGUGGCAUCACAAAUCUAUUGCUUAAAGUUACCGUCAAGGAAGAAACUGGGAACGAGGAGCCGGUGACAGUCAGAUUGUAUGGACCUAACACUGAGUACGUUAUCAAUCGCGAACGGGAAUUGCAGGCUAUCAAAUACCUCUCAGCUGCUGGAUUUGGUGCCAAGUUGCUUGGAGUUUUUGGAAAUGGAAUGGUGCAAUCUUUUAUCAAUGCACGCACACUUACUUCAGCAGACAUGAGAAAGCCAAAGCUAGCUGCUGAGAUUGCCAAGCAACUACGCCAGUUUCAUGAAGUGGAAAUUCCAGGCCCUAAAGAACCUCAGCUAUGGAAUGACAUCUCCAGGUUCUUUGACAAAGCAUCUGCUCUUGAAUUUGAUGAUAAAGAGAAGCAGCGGAUGUAUGAGACGAUUUCAUUCAAGGAAGUACAUGAUCAAAUUGUUGGUCUCAAGGAAUUGACAGGCCAUCUCAAUGCUCCCGUGGUUUUUGCUCACAAUGACUUACUUUCAGGAAAUAUAAUGGUUAAUGAUGAUGAAGAGAAACUAUACUUCAUCGAUUUUGAGUAUGGAUCAUACAACUAUAGAGGCUUUGACAUUGGAAAUCACUUCAAUGAAUAUGCAGGCUAUGACUGUGACUACAGCACAUACCCUCAUAAGGAUGAACAAUAUAAUUUCUUCAGGAAUUAUUUACAACCUGACACCCCACAUGAGGUAUCUGACAAAGAUCUUGAAGCUCUGUAUGUCGAGUCAAAUACGUAUAUGUUAGCUUCGCACUUGUAUUGGGCGUUGUGGGCACUAAUCCAGGCAAAGAUGUCCCCUAUUGAUUUUGAUUAUCUCGGUUACUUCUUCCUCCGAUACAAUGAAUACAAAAGGCAGAAGGAAAACUAUUUCUUGCUGGCACGAUCUUACCUCUUGGGAUCUGUGUCUGGGUAGUUAUUGUCAUUUUCGCUGUACUUACUACCAGUCUGCAUUUUAGAAAUUUGCUAUACGGAGUUCUAGGAAGAGGUCCUUGAUUCCUCUAGAUAGAUAUUCUUGUAAAAUUUUCUUUGUAGCCAUUAAUGAGAGGAAAAUAUUGCAGUUUAGGGCAAAAUAAGAUAUCCUGUUGUAAUUCUGAAACCUGUUGUUUUCAAAUUAUAUACAAUUUUUAUUCCCUC
Molecule: messenger RNA, 1419 nt
Organism: Juglans regia (Persian walnut)
Lineage: Eukaryota; Viridiplantae; Streptophyta; Magnoliopsida; Fagales; Juglandaceae
Product: probable ethanolamine kinase
Exons: 11
Coding region: 59-1198 (379 amino acids)
Biological process (GO): phosphatidylethanolamine biosynthetic process; phosphatidylcholine biosynthetic process
Cellular component (GO): cytoplasm
Molecular function (GO): ethanolamine kinase activity; choline kinase activity
Source: RefSeq, a predicted model, not a curated record